Pteropus alecto (black flying fox) is the source of this 1156-nucleotide messenger RNA. RefSeq names its product NADH:ubiquinone oxidoreductase subunit B5 (gene NDUFB5). Lineage: Eukaryota; Metazoa; Chordata; Mammalia; Chiroptera; Pteropodidae. Bases 38 to 607 code for a protein of 189 amino acids. The transcript is spliced from 6 exons. The record is from RefSeq and is a predicted model, not a curated record.
GUUACCUUCCCUGGUUCUUCCUAUUGCCGUCGUAGCCAUGGCGGCCAUGAGUUUACUGCAGCGGGCUUCGGUCACUGCGGUGGCCGCUCUGACUGGCCGCCGCCUUGGCACUCGCCUUGGAUUAGGGGGCUUCCUCAUGCGAGGCUUUCCGAAGACUGUCGCUCCUGUGCGACACAGUGGAGACCAUGGGAAAAGACUGUUUGUCAUCAAACCUUCUGGAUUCUAUGACAAACGUUUUUUGAAUUUACUGAAAUUCUACAUUUUGUUGACUGGAGUUCCAAUAGCAAUUGGCAUAACUCUGGUGAAUGUAUUCAUUGGUGAAGCUGAGUUAGCAGAAAUUCCAGAAGGCUAUAUCCCAGAACACUGGGAAUAUUUCAAGCAUCCUAUAUCAAGAUGGAUUGCUCGAACUUUCUAUGACAGUCCUGAAAAGAAUUAUGAAAGAACAAUGGCUAUUCUUCAAAUUGAAGCUGAAAAGGCUGAAUUACGCUUAAAGGAGUUGGAAGUACGAAGAUUAAUGCGUGUGAGAGGUGAUGGUCCCUGGUAUCACUAUCCAACCAUUGAUAAGGAACUUAUUGAUUAUUCUCCAAAAGCAAGUCCUGACAACUAAUCUUUUAUUUCUCUAAAUACAAAGUAUAGAAUUAAUAAAUAUAUUCUGUAUUUUUGCUCAGUGUGAUAAAUAAAAGAUCCUCUUUCGUUGCUCCGUUUCUCAAAGUUGAUUCAGAUUAAGGCUUUUUUUGUGUGUGAUUUUAAUUUUUUUUAGCUUUAUGAGGUAUAAUUGACAAAAUUGUAAGAUAUGUAAAGUGUACAUCAUGAUGAUUUGAUAUAUGUGUACAUUGUGAAAGGCAGAUUAAGGUUUUUGAUUUGGGGGUUUCAGCUUCCUCUUUUAAGAAGGUUUAAAAUGUAAAAAAACCUCAGAGAAAUACAAAUUUGUGAACUCCUUAAAGAAGUUCUUUUGAAAGGUUAAUGUUUUAUUUGUCUGAUAAAUGGAAGUUAGGGAAGUCUAUGUUAAGUAUCAGGAAAUAAAGCAGUUUAUAUACAUGUCCGUAUUGUAGACAUCUGGAUUAUUCAGGGUCAACCCAGAAUUGUAAAUUAUACAAAUACUGAACCAAUUAUUUAAAAUAUUAACACCUUAAUAAACAAUUUUUCAGUGAACAAA